AUUCAUACAGACAGACAGGAGGAGCCGGGACUGAAGAACAGACAUUCCUGGUUUGCGUUACCAUGGAAACGGACGGGAGGAACGCUGGAGGGUAGCGCUGGUAGAAAGUUUGAAAACUAAUCACCGACAGUACGAGGAGGAAGGAGAGCGGUUUAAAACCCGAAGAUAUCGUUAAAACCUCCAAAGACAACAUGAGCAGGAGGAGCGGCCGUGAGCAGCGGUCCUCACAGAGGUCGGCUGAGGGCGCAGGCGGUGCAGUGACAGAAAGAGCUUUAACGUUACAUGACAAUAGCUUUGCCAUCACUGAUCUACUGAGGAAACGCCGGGAGGAGAUAGAGCUGGAGACAAAGCUCAAGGAGCGCCAACAGAGGUUGGCGAUCUUGGAACAGAACACAGAUGAGCUGCAGGUGGAGUUCAAGAAAGUGAAGGAGUUACACAAAACCUAUGAUAAAUUUCUCAAGGAGAAAGUAGUGUAUCCAGCUGCUGAGGAGGAGAGCAAAGACUUGCUUCAACUUGAAGCUAAUAAAAAGAGGCUUGAGGUGGAGUAUGUUGAAGUGAUGGGGAGGAAGCAGGAGCUACAGCGUCAGGUGCAGAGACACUCUUUGUAUCAGGACUACAUGGAGCGCAUGGUCAAAAUGACUAAGUUUAAUAGUGUGAAGGAGCUCAUCGGUCAUUUAGAGAACUGUGUCCACUUCAGGGACCAUCUCUAUCAGAAAUAUAUUGAGGUGCAGGAGCAGAUCGACCAGCAGAAAAAAACACUGCAGACACUGGAGGACCAGCAUCACUUUAUUCGGCUGCAGAAGAACAGCCAGCUGUACCAGCUCCAGGGAGAGCUAGAGAAGAUGCACUCCGAGGCUCUCAUAUUGGAAAGGGAGUGGAAUCACUUUCUGGAAAGAGCAGCAAAGAAGACAAUAACACUCGGAAGGAUUAAGAUGGCAACCCUCAACCUCUACGAGAUGACAGAUGACAAGAUAGAAGGGAGGGAAGCUGUGGAUAUGAAUGACACAGAGAAACAGCUGGACAAGAUCAAGGAGUACAUUAAGGACCAGGAGGACCUCGUGAAACAAUAUCAGGUUAUCUCACAGAGACGUAAUGCGCAGAAAAAAGGCAAGCCAAAAAAUGCACCUAACACAGCGUAAAAAAGCUUGCUUCAAAUUAACUGUAAACAGAAGGUUCCCUGUUGCUUUAAAACUGACUUCACUGAACUAGCAUUGAAUAGUUCAUUUUAAGUUCGUUUAUUAGUCAUAAUGUAAAACUCUGUGAGUGAACUCAACUGUAAACUUGAAGACAAUGAACUUCACUAAAUUUAUGGCACAAAUGAUUCAUCAUUUUGACAAGGAGUCCCAGUUUGUUCUGAUCUGCAAUCACUCCAUGUUUAUGAAUUAUGGUUUGAGCUGUUUUUGUUUAAAAUGUAAAAAAUAGAUCUUUGUGACAAAUCAGGGAAACAUGGAAAUCUCUGUUGUUAUUAACCUACAAAAACCAAAAAAAAUCAAAACACAAGACUACUAUGAGAAACACGGCUCUGCUUGCGGUGGGCUUUUAUCUUAUGUGUGCCCAGGGGCCCAUUGUCUCCUAGUUGGUCUAUUUAAACCACCCAUACAUGAUUGAAAAACAACUGAAAAUGUGUGUACAGCACAGACCUCAGUGUUGUGACCACUGAAACAUGAGUUUCAGACAUUUGAUUGACAGGUGUUACCACAGGGAGAUGUGUGAUUUUUUCACUUUAAGCACAAAAAUCACACUUAAUGUCACACCUUUCCACUGCUGACGCUUUGAAUGAUGCUGGACAGUGCACGCAAAGCACGCCACCACACACCACGCUCUUCACCUUACUCUAGACUGACAGACAUGGGCACACAUGAUGACACUGAACUGUAAACAAGUCAGAAACAAGAUCAAUUGUGUGAAAUUUUUGAGGCUACUUUGGAUUGAAAGAUGUGGGCCGAAUUUAUGUAAGGAUUUGUUGGAGUCUGACAAUGACCCUAAAAAUGUGGGAGGAGGAAAAGAUGACAUGCAACAAAUAUCCAUAGCCUCAAUUAAACCAGUGACACCACUCAACAUAACAUAUAUCGUAAUCCACUAGACCACAAGUGCUACCAAAACCUUCAAAAAUGUAUUUUAAAUUAUAUUUGAGAAACCCUCAAGUUAUAGAUACCAAAUACAUCUGGGAGAAACAUGAAUAAAAUGAGACAGAAGACUUCUAGAAUAUUUCUAUUCAGAGUCUUGGGUAUUAGAUGAUGACACUUGAUUAGCAAAUACAAUUGGGAAACUAAAUGUUAAGGCUUUUAAAAGGUUUUUCUGUAUAAGUGACUAAUGGGAACAACAAUUUUUUAAAUUCAUCCAGUAUUGAUAGAGACGUAGCUGCAGCGGUGAAAUAGGCGGCAAUAUAAUCCCUACAGACAAUAGCGUACCAUCAAUUAAUGUCCAUUAAAAGUGCUAGUUUUUAGACCCUACAGAGAAAUAAAACGUUUUUCUGUACCUUUCUGGUGCGUUUGUUAGUCUGUGUAACAAGUAUGAAAUGAUUGCAAAGUCUCAUACUGAAAUCUGCAGACUUUUCCACAUUGUCGAAAUCAGCUAAAUAUUCAGCCAUGACACUGAAAAUCUUUUUACACUAAGCUACGCUUUCUGUAUUCCAACAGAACUAACUCUUCCUGGCACUUCUGUCUCUAUCUCUCACUAAUGUAUCCACCGUUGGUUUUCUUGCAACAAGUCACCUAUCCUGAAGUUUUAGAUUGAGACUUCUCCUUGAGCGAGACUUGGUCACAGUAGUAAAAAGACCAACAAAAGGUAAAGAAAACAUUUAAUUUCUCUGUAGGGUCCUUUCUGUAAUGUUGUCAGACACUUACAAUAACAGUCUGAGCCUGCCAGUGGGAAAAAAUAGCACUUUUAAUGCAUGUAAAUUGAUGGAGCCCAAUUGCCCAUAGGGAUUACACUGCAGUUUGUUUUGCACUGUGGCUGCAGAGGUCUCGCUCAAUACUGGACUAAUUUCAAAAACUGUUGUCUCCAUUACUCACUUAGUAACAACAAAAUAGGAAAAUAGGGUCCAGGAUAAAUAACACAGAAUUUUUCCUUUAAGUGCCAGUUACUUCGUAGGCCUUGUCAGAGGCCAAAUAGCAAAAUGUGCAUCCUCUCAACACUUCAGUAAUAACUGUAUAUGUUUAUCUGGUGUGGUGUAGUGUAGCAAGUUAGGGCCACAAUCUUUGACUCAUUUAUGAUACACAUUAGGGCAAUGAGUAUAAAUGAAAAUAUGAAAUGGUUGUGCGCUUUACAAAAGUCAGUUACUGAUCCUGAGAAGUGAGGUUCAAAGGGUUAUUCUUGACAUUGGAUGCGGUAGCUGACCUCAAUGAUCUCAAUCAAAAGCUCUAGAGCAGCUAGUCAAUGGACCUUGUGGUGGUAUUGGGGUUCUGUGACAAACUCAGAAACUCAGUUUUUAAGACAGCAUGGAUGAGAGGUCCUCGAAGUGCUCAGAAACAUCUACAGUUCCACCUGCUGAGGAAGCUCCAAAACAGCUGCCAAAAUAGACUUUGUGGUGCGGUGAGAUUGAAAAGUCAGGCAGUAGUAGUCACUGUCACCUACAGUAAUGUUCAUCACAAAAUGAUAAAUAUAUCCAGGACAUUCAUGGUUUAGUUCACACCUAAAAUAUCUUUAAAGACUUAUCACCUUUACAGUAAGUAGGAGCCAUAUGUAAUUGAGUUCAUGCUAAUUUGACAUUACAUGUUCAUACUGUGAGCACAGAGCAAGGUGGCAUUAGCACGCCUAAUGGAAAUGUUGUGUGCUGUUAUUUUUGCAUAAUAGUUGCCAGGUGUGGCGAAGAUGGCGAUGCUGACAGUGAAAGCAGCAAAACCAGAAAAAUGCAUCUGAUGUUAAUGUGUGUCACGUGCACACACACACACACACACACACACACACACACAACACAAAUGGGAGGGAAAGGAAGGCAAAAGGCAGUGGAGGGGAAAAACAACAACACAGAUAGCUGCAGGCAGAGAUGCCGCUGUAUCCAUUUUUGAUGAAUGGAUGGCUUGCUGCCCAGACACACACACACACACACACACACACACAGAGUACUUUAUUAAUACUAAUGGAAUGAUGCUAUUACAAUAAAAGCAUGUUGUGUCAGGUGACACAGGGCACAGUGUGAGGCUGAGGAGAUGGAGACGUAACACCCAUGUAAACACCAGCAGACCUUUUAACAGCUGAGGAAGACGAAGAGAAAAAGAUUGGUUAGAUUGGUUAGAAUCUAUAAUGGCAGGCACGAAGUCCACGAGGACAAUAAAGAAUCUUGGUAGCAUUGUUCAUUUUUAUUAAUUGUUAUGUUACCCCUUAAAUGUCCUCUUAAGUUGCACAUUUAUUGUUUCAGUGUGUCACAAAAGCUAAAUCACCCUCUCCUAAGUGACAUAUUCAAUCCAAAUAAUAAAUGAUGUGCCAUUGCAUCAAAUGGAAAAUAAUAUUGUCCUUCUGUAUUAUUUGUACACAUUCCUCUGUGCUUUAGUGCUCAUAUUUGAGAUAUUUGGAGACCACUGGAUCUUGGAUAGUAUCCAAAUGUUGUGGGUUUGAUAACAGAUUAUCUGUUAAGCAGCUCCUCCCUUGCCCUUAAAGGGCAGUGAUACACACCUUGCUUUGCCCAGGGACCACUUUUGCAAAUGACAAGAGGCCAGGAGCCAGUUAAUAACAAUUAUGAAUAAUAUUUAUCAGUCAAAAGUAAUAAAUGAAGCAAAUCCAGUUGCAGCAGCCCAGCACAGGUCAUGUGUACGUCAGGGUGUUUCUAGGAUUUGAGGACAUAGGGCUCAGCCCAGACCUCUGUCAGGGGGGUCAAUCCUUCAACUGGCACUUUUUUUUUGAUAAACAAGCUCUAUUUCCAGAGCUAGCCCAACACAGAAGCACACUUAGCAGCUGUCUAGUGCCCCGUGGCCAGCACAGGGCACCCAAGGGUGCUUGAAACGUCCCACAAACAGAGCCAUGCAGCCCUAUGCUCACUAAAUUGUGUAGGCUCCACAACUUACACAAGCCACAAAA
Molecule: messenger RNA, 5016 nt
Organism: Epinephelus fuscoguttatus (brown-marbled grouper)
Lineage: Eukaryota; Metazoa; Chordata; Actinopteri; Perciformes; Serranidae
Product: coiled-coil domain-containing protein 42 like-2-like
Exons: 8
Coding region: 192-1139 (315 amino acids)
Source: RefSeq, a predicted model, not a curated record